AUGUUUUUAAGACCAAAUUCAGCACUGAAGCAAACACCACCAUCUUCUUGGUAUUACCAGUAACCUUACUCAUGCGCACAGCCAAAUCAACCUGGCAGCGGGGGCUAUGGACAGCUGUUUCGUUCUCAUUAAGACUCAUCAGUAUGGCACAGCCCCAGGUGAGAGGUUUCUCUUGCAGUCUAUCGCUGCCACUGCCCGGAUAAUAUGGCUGUGCGCAAGCGUAAGAUACUGGCAAUACCGCGAAGUUGAUAGUGUUUGCUUCUGUGCUGAAUAUGGUCAUGUGUAUAAGGCUAGUACCUUUCUCAAGUAACGGCAUGUUCGAGUCACAGACCACCCACGUCGACACAGGAGCUUAGCCAAGAAUACCACGACUUCUAUAAUGUCACAAUUGAUUCAGAAUUUAGUGUAUGACAAAUGCACUGACUGUAAAUCGACUUGCGGACGUGCAGACGGCGACAACAAAGAGGUCUUUCCAAAUUUCUUUAGAAAAAAAUAUCGUUAAACUUCUGUAUUUCUAUACUACUUCCGAAAUGACAGCAAUUUUACUUCGUCAGGAGCCCAGACUUUGCAUUUCACACCUUCCGAAGAUGAAGUAAAAUGGCAAAGAAAUCGCAGUUCAACUUAGCAAAUAGGCCUAGUGUGAGAUUUUUAACUAACAAUUCUACGUAUGACAUAAAUAUGAUAGGAGGUUACAUGUUCGGUAACACCCGCGUGAGUUGCCAAAGGUUGACCCUAACCCUAACCCUAACCUAACCCUAACCCUAACCCUAACCCUAACCCUAACCCUAACCUUACCCUAAAACAUGCCACAGCAUCUAUUAAAAAAAAAAGAAGACAGACCCCGACCCCGGCCCCGGCCCCUACCCCUCGUUUUACUGACAACCAGAUUUAACCACUACCUGGUUAACUUAGUUAGGAGAGUGCCGGUCUGUUGAGCGGGAGGUCGCGGGUUCAAACGGCCCGGCCGGAACAACACUUUCAAUAAAUGAGAAGAAAGUGCUGCAUUUGUAAUGACACCAGCAACUGCAAACUGUUAGACUUCCUAGUCUUCUGGGAUAAGGACGAAAAAACGUAG
Porites evermanni is the source of this 1075-nucleotide messenger RNA. Lineage: Eukaryota; Metazoa; Cnidaria; Anthozoa; Scleractinia; Poritidae. The record is from the annotation of a GenBank genome assembly.